Molecule: messenger RNA, 1727 nt
Organism: Spinacia oleracea (spinach)
Lineage: Eukaryota; Viridiplantae; Streptophyta; Magnoliopsida; Caryophyllales; Amaranthaceae
Exons: 11
Coding region: 142-1461 (439 amino acids)
Biological process (GO): protein geranylgeranylation; protein farnesylation
Cellular component (GO): CAAX-protein geranylgeranyltransferase complex; cytoplasm; protein farnesyltransferase complex
Molecular function (GO): CAAX-protein geranylgeranyltransferase activity; protein farnesyltransferase activity
Source: RefSeq, a predicted model, not a curated record
ACCAAAAUACCCCUUUAAAUUUUAAACAACCUAAAAGACCAAUAUUGCUUUACACUUUCACGCGAAUUGCCGUCUACUGCAACGCAACUUGUGCUCCUUCAAAGCUCCAUUUUUUAUGCUCCUUGUUUCUCUUGAAGAACAAUGGCAAACAUACCAGUGGAUGCUUUCCACCUCUUGGACCACUUACUGCGUAUUUUAGAUCGCGAUCCCCUUAUUGAUGAGUUGGGAUUUAUUCACCCAUCCCAGCUCAUGAUUCUGAAUGAAGGGGAAGAUGCUGCCAUUCUUACUUUUAAGGAGUGCAAAGGAGAUGCAAAUCUGGGUUCUGAACCUUCCGAGGCUAUUGAAGUAGAAGGAAAAAAUGAUUUUUUCUGGAGUAGAGAACACAAGUUAGGAAUUUCAACAGAGUAUCUUUAUCCAUUGUAUAAAGCUGCAAAGCACAGAUUUAUGGAUGUGUAUGCAACUUAUAAAAAGCAUUCUUGUUUCUCUUUGAAGAAUGAAAAUGCGGAUAGCAGCCACGCCUUUUCUGAGAUUGAGAAUGCGGUCAUGAAGCACAGCAAGGCUCUUUUGUUGCUGAGCAGUGACUUUGGGACUGCAUGGAAUGCAAGGAAGCUUAUAAUAUCAAAUAGAGAAGAUUUUUCAAUUUCGGAUGAACUUCUUCUGUCGGCUUUGAUUCUUUCAUUUGCUCCGAAAUCUGAAAAUGCCUGGAACUACAGGAGGUGGGUUAUCAAGAGAAUUGCUGGAAGAUGUCCAACUCUGGAAUCGAUUUUGGCAAAAGAAUCUGAGCUUGUUGAGAAAAUAGCAGAGAAGUCUAAAAUGAACUACCGUGCUUGGAAUCACCGGUGUUGGUUAAUUUCUUAUAUGACUAGUGAACAGGCACUUCGUGAGUUGAACACCAUCAGAAGCUGGGCUGCGUUGAAUGUUACUGAUAAUAGUUGCUUUCAUUAUCGACGGAAGCUAAUGCUGCGAAUGUUGGUAGAUGUGAGCCAUGGGAUAGUUGCAGAUACAUGUACUACUCAGUUUGAAUCGUUUAAACAACUAUGGAAGGAUGAGCUGGACUGGAACGAGGGGCUAAUCAGACGUUAUAUCGGGCGAGAGGCCUUGUGGCUUCAUCGCCGUUUUUUAUCUGUACAUUGGGUGAAACAUUUUGGAGCUGAUCAACUUGAAAUCUCACGGCAUCCCAGCGAGAAGAAUGGCAAUGAAGAUCAUUAUGUUUCUAUCUUAAUCAAUAAUGAAGUCGGUCUUCUCCAAGAUUGCUUAAAUCUUCCGGAUAGCAUGUUUGAGGAUGUUCAAUCACAGGCCAUUCAUGCUGCUGCUUACAUUUUGUGGCUAAACAGGGAAAUUCUCUCUCCUUCAACUAUCAAUCUGAAUCAGAAGCUUGAAGCUGUCGAUUUGAGGACAUUACUAAUCAAGUUGUGCCCUCAAAAGAUUAGAGUUUGGGAUUGUUUGCUGUGCGACCACUAAGACGUACUUCUGCAGGACCAUUUUGUGCAGGAUACAACAAACGAAAUACUAUAAGAACAGAGCCUUAUUUUGUUACAAUAAGAACAGUACGCCGUCUGUAAUCCAUUAUCGAGAAAUUUCUCAUAUUCUCGUUAUUUAGUUACAUAGUAAUAAUGUCAUGAAACAUGUAAACUCUUGGAUAAUACUUCCUCUGUUUUGAUUCGAUUAUCAUCUUCCCAGGACAACAUAAUCAGGAAUAUAUGAAAGUAUGAAACUAUUUUACCCAA